AUGGCAGAAAACAGAAUGUCGACGCCGACACUCAUCAACCUUCCGCCUCCGCCAUCAGAUCCCGUUACGCCGUCUGAUAUGGGACCAGGCACACCAAACUCCGGCACAACCUCUCUCUCCGCCCUCUCAACCACAGCCAUCAAAGACGGCCACCAGGGCCAUCCGCAUCCGUACGCACGCCACACGCACCAAUCGUCCUCUGCAAGCGCGACAUCGACAUCGACCCUCGAAGCGGAGCGAGCAGAUCGGAUUUCGCGUCUGGCGGGGUUGGAGCGUAUAGCGACUGCGCGGGCUGGUGGAAAUUCUCAAAAUGUUGCGGCGUCGCUGGCACCGACGGUGACAAGUGGCGCAGCAGGGGGGCAUUUCUCUCAACAAGCCUAUAACCCGAAUAAUAACAAUAACUAUAACAAUCAGCAAGGGUACUUUGACUCCUACCCGCAACAACUCCUCAAAGAAAGAAGCACAGUCGGCAGCGCAAGCGCCACAGGCAGCAUCGGCGGACGUACAACCUGGGCCAGUGGCAGCGACGCAUUUGAUCCUGAUAAGAUGAGUGAAGAUCAAGACCAUGACUCGAGUGUGAGUGAUGAUGAUGGCGAUGAUGAUAGGAUGAGCGAUGAAGGGAAUGCCAGUCUGGUAGGGUUUGGGGAAGGUGCGAAUAGUACGAUUAGUGGACCGAUAUCGACUAUUAGUGCGCCUGCUGCUGGUGGUGUCCCUGCACCAGUGAGACUGCAGUCGUCGUCGUCGACGGGGACGAAUCCUCCUCGGCCGGCGACGUUUGGGAGUCCGAAUCGUAGUAGCGGUGGAUUCGCGAAUAAUCUGUACAGCAGCAAUAUUCCGCAGCAGCAGCAGCGACUCUUUUCGCCUUCGCCGGCGGGAUCGAAUACGCCCGAGCCGUACGGUGAUGCGCGCAUGCUGGAUGGGAUGACCUAUGACUCUGAUGUUGUCGAUACAACCGUGCGGACGCCGCGACUUGUGGGUGGUCAGAAUGAUCAAGAUGGUCAGGGCAUAAUUCCGCUGGACGAUAAAUCUCUUUAA
This is a messenger RNA of Talaromyces amestolkiae, 1035 nucleotides long. RefSeq lists its product as uncharacterized. Bases 1 to 1035 code for a protein of 344 amino acids. NCBI's taxonomy places the organism in Eukaryota, Fungi, Ascomycota, Eurotiomycetes, Eurotiales, Trichocomaceae. The record is from RefSeq and is a predicted model, not a curated record. The transcript has 2 exons.